ACGACCGUACAAGUGUGAGGUGUGUGGCGAAGCAUUCAAACAGAGUGGUCACUUGACAGAUCACUUGAGUAUACAUACAGGAGAAUGACCCUACACGUGUGAUGUAUGUUGUUAUGCAUUCAAAACAAUAGGUAAUUUGACAGAAUACAUGAGGAAAUAUUCAGGAGAAAGACACAUGCGGAUACAUACAGGAGAGAGACCGUACAAGUGUAAGCUGAAUGAUGAAGCAUUCAAACAGAGUGGUCACUUGACAGAUCCCACGAUGAUACAUACAGAAGAAAGACCAUACAAGUGUAACAUGUGUGAGUAUGCAUAUAACAAGAAUGGUACCUUGACGAGACACAUGAGGAUACAUACAGGAGAAAGACGCUACAAGUGUGAGGUUUGUGGUUACGCAUGUAACCAGAAUGCUGGCUUGAAGACACACAUGAGGAUACAUACAGGAGAAAGACCAUACAAGUGUGAGGUGUGUGUUUAUGCAUGUAACCGGAAUGGUGGCUUGAAGACACACAUGAGGAUACAUACAGAAGAAAGACCAAACAUGUGUGAGGUUUGUGGUUAUGCAUGUAACUGGAAUGGUGGUUUGAAGACACUCAUUCAAGUACAUACAGGAGAUAGACCCUACAAUUGUGAGAUAUGCGGUUAUGCAUGUAACCGGAAUGGUGACUCUAAGGCACACAUGAGGAUGCAUACAGGAGAAAAGCCAUACAAGUGUGAGAUGUGUGGUUAUGCAUGUAACAAUAGUGGUACCUUGAAGAAACACAUUAGGAUUGAUACAAGAGAAAGAGGGUACAAGUGUGAGGUGUGUGGUUACGCAUUUAACGAGAGUUGUAGCUUGAAGAAACACACGAGGAUACAUAUGGGAAAGACCGUACAAGUGUGAGGUGUGAGGUUAUGCAUGUAACCGGAAUGGUGGCUUGAAGACACACAUGAGGAUAUAUACAGGAUAGAGAGUUGUUUUAAAAUAAGUAUACUGUGUGUCAAUCAUAAGUUCAUUUAUAAUAAAUGUAUUGUUAUGA
Dreissena polymorpha is the source of this 1019-nucleotide messenger RNA. Its product is annotated as zinc finger protein 93-like. The coding region runs from base 149 to 883 and encodes 244 amino acids. The transcript is spliced from 2 exons. Gene Ontology annotation, molecular function: RNA polymerase II cis-regulatory region sequence-specific DNA binding; DNA-binding transcription factor activity. NCBI's taxonomy places the organism in Eukaryota, Metazoa, Mollusca, Bivalvia, Myida, Dreissenidae. The record is from RefSeq and is a predicted model, not a curated record. Gene Ontology annotation, biological process: regulation of transcription by RNA polymerase II.